This is a messenger RNA of Toxorhynchites rutilus septentrionalis, 14614 nucleotides long. RefSeq lists its product as uncharacterized. The record is from RefSeq and is a predicted model, not a curated record. Bases 1116 to 12281 code for a protein of 3721 amino acids. Gene Ontology annotation, molecular function: small GTPase binding; neurexin family protein binding. Gene Ontology annotation, cellular component: plasma membrane; exocytic vesicle. Gene Ontology annotation, biological process: exocytosis; intracellular protein transport. The transcript has 13 exons. NCBI's taxonomy places the organism in Eukaryota, Metazoa, Arthropoda, Insecta, Diptera, Culicidae.
UGCCUGGAUAUCUUUCGAGUCGCUCGAAAGCAUUUUUCUUUGCGUAGCGCUGAGACGCCUUGUAUCCCAUUGUUCUGUUAGGGUUAUCAGAGACUUUUUGCAGAAAUUGGUGGAAGAAAAAAAAACCAGAUUUGCUUUUUGUGUAUUUGGUUUUAGAAACAACUUAAUAAUAUCACUGUUGUACGAAUGCUACGCGUUUGGGAAGUUUCGCGAAUUCGAGUGCACGUUUUCUGUGAAAACACUGUUGCAAGUGUGAAGUGAAAAGUCUACAGUUCAAGAAACAGCUCGGUUUAAUCUUUGUGCAAAUAUGAGUGAAGUUUUGUGUAGCGUAAUUACCUAGAAACAAAGUUCAGACGUAGGAUAUAAAUUAAAAGGUAGCUCGAACAAGUUUUUGGAAGUUCUUUUGUUUCGUACGGGAAAAGACAGAAGAAGUCCGUCAAGAGCUGACGAGAGUACCCGGGUCUGCGAGAUUUUGUCAAGAGGGGAAAAAAAGGAAGAAGAGCACAUCGUGAAUUCUGUGUACAAGCCUUGUGAAGCAUAAGCAACAAGUUUCUCAUAUAGAGAGGUGUAUAUUUAUUGAUCAAUUAUCUCUGCCUGCCUUGGGUCUGGCUCUACGUGCGGACAGGCCAAUAUAGUCCCCGUUUCCUUCAGCACGCUAGCUAAAUCCAGGUGAUAUGCCUAUGGAAAUCUUUGUGGCCUGAUCGAGAACACAAGAGCAAUGAUACUUUUCUUGGCGUGGAUAGCUACUUGUGUGAGAGAAAUAUUGUGCGAAGCGGAAUGGCAUUAUUCUUCGGAAGAAGCUGAAGCAUACAUCUAUAGCUCAUAGACUCUCUUUAGGAAAGCCACAAAUAAACCAGAGUGGUUGAGCUCCGCCGUCGGGAGGGAGGAAAUCACCAUCUCUCAAAAAUAUUAUACCACAUAAAACAAGGGGUAAUGGGAAAAAUCCUCUACGUGGAGAAACAUAGGUACUAAAGCUGCUCUUAAUUGCUUUGUGGUGCUGAAAAGCGAGCAAAACCAACUGGCCAAUCCUGCCUGCUGACACAAGAGUGAAGCAGCAUCUUCUUACACACAAACGAUAUUCAACGCGAGGGAGAGAGGAUAGCAAGGCUGGAGGGAUGGCAAGUGGUCGAGCCCGGUUGCCACCAACUCCACAGGUCAACAAUGGAAGCAGCAGCAACGGAAGCGGAAGCAGCUCACGGCCACUAGCCGAAAUGCACACGAACAAUAAUACAUAUUCGUCGUCCCUCGGCGGAAGCGGCGGCGAUAAGACCGGUUCUAUACAGGAGAUGGCCACCUCCCAGAUGCUGGAGAAUCUAACCGACCAGGAACGUCAGAUCAUCCUGAAUGUGCUCAACCGGGACGAGAAUGUGCGCCAGGCGGAUGCGGCACGGAUCAUGCUCCUCCGGGCUGAGUUGUUCAAUUUGCGGAAGAAGGGCAACGUGAAAGCUCUGGUCGGUGGCUCCCUCGAUCGGCCAACGUAUAUCGAGUCGACCCGCUGCUGCUCGCGUUGUGGCAUCGAACUGGGCAGGAUCAUCAACCGGGGAGCACCGUGCCGGUCCUGUCGGCUGCGGGUGUGUAAGGGGUGUCGGGAAUUCUCAACUCGCACCACCGACUGGGUAUGCGUGGUGUGCCACAAGCAAAUUGAGCUGCAGGCCGCCAGUGAAGAUUGGAUGAGCGAUUACGCUGACAGCAGCGUUCGCCGAACCUCCGUCAUCGCCAACAAGGAUUACCUGCCCGCAUCUGACCUGAUCAAAAAGAGCAUCCGGCGCUCCUGGACUAUAUCAAAUGCAGAAGAUGACAAUCGUCAAACUGGAGCGUACGAAGAUCAGCAGCAAUACACACAUUUACCUCGUAAGCAAUCGCAGAGCAGUUAUCCGUCGUUGGUAAGAUACCCGUACAAAAGUCCCAGCACAAUGACUGACUACGCGCAGGAGGACGAGUUCGAUAACGAGCUGCACCCGCCGAUGGGGCGCCGAAUGCCAAGACAGUCCACACUACCGAAUCCGGAAGCCGGCAUGUACUACGGUAGCAAUAAUAAUCUCAUGCCCCCAUCGAUUUCGCCGAAACAGCUUAGUCCCAGCCCACAGUACAGUCCGUACCAUACGGACAACGAAAACGACGACGCCGAUCCGAUGCAAACUUCACCGGUGGCCGCCCGUUACAAAAUCCGCAGACAAUCAACACUACCUUGUAGGCCAAAUGAAAACCACGACAUUGGACUCAAACUGCUGUCCACAUCCCCGAACAGUAGGACAAACUUGUACAGUCGAUCCCCGGACAAAUCCGACACUGAUCCACCCCCGAGAUAUCCACCGUUUGUACGUCAGUCAACUUUUCCAUCCAACUCCAGUGAUCCAUUUUUCCUGCAAAUUCAGGCUCAUUCACAGCAAAUACCGCAACCGCCACAGUCCGGCCAACAGCGCCAUCUGCCCACCUCACCCAAUCGGAUGUUGUUCAACAAAUCUCCCGACAGUGGUGCGGAAUCUGCUGGCGACGGUGGAAGCUCGGGUAACUCGUCGAUACCCCGCCGUUUUCAGAUGACCAGGCAAGCCACACUACCUAAUCCCGAACAGCACGUGAAGCUGCUUCCUACCUCCCCUCCCAAAAAACAGCUCUCACCGCACAGUAUCAAACGCUCACCAGAGUUUGCACGCCAAAGCACACUCCCGGCACCAGACAGCAUGAAUUCGCUCUCGGUUCAUCAGCACGGGCCAAAAUUUAUGCCUAUCUCACCAAGACAAAAGCAAUCUUUCUUAUUUCCACAACCAGCACCUGCACCACGUCCCUUUCUUUCACAACAGCAUUUCCCAACGAUGGCCGAUGAGCUGUCGGUGACACCUCAGCAAAACCCAAGCACCCCAAGCGGUAGUGUUGGUGGCACCUGCAAUAUAGGUGGUCCACAUCACGCUUCCAAGAUGAUCAAAGUACGCAGCCACAGUAACGAAGAGUACAGUCUCAAUAGAGGAGGGCCCCUAGCGCACCAAAUUGUUGCCGGGGCACCGGGUGAGGGACGCAGGCUGCUGCCAGAGACGCCGAGCAAUCGCUCGCCAAGAUUGGUACGUCAAGAACACGUUAGAGAAGACUCAGUAAACUCAGACAAACGAUCUCCCAAACAGAAAACUUUUGCCGAAGCGAAACAAGCCAUGAUGGAGGACUACGACCUAACGAAUAACUCGAUCACGCAGCUCAACUUCAACGAAGACGAGGAAGCUAGCUAUUACAAUAACGAGGAAAACUACGACACCUACAACAUCGACCGACGGCUGCGCACGAGCGGAGUGCCCGCCAGCACGAUUAAGAGUGCCGAAAGCUUUCUCAACGACUCCAGCCCGGAGUACUUCUAUCCGGAAGAUUAUCUCAAACAGGGAAGCAACAAAAAGGAGACGCGACUGCGUCGCAGAAAGUCACGGGAUCUACCGGUGGAACCCGAACCGGUGGCCUCGUCGAACGAGGACGAACCAAUCAAACGCAAGCCCGAAACGAUGCGUUCCAUCUCGGAGGAAUCGCCGGGAAAUAAAUCGAUCAAACCCACGCCCCGACGGUCGCUGUCCCAUCCCGAGAAGGACUCGCAGCAAAUGCAGAACGCCCGCAAGUCGGAAAUUACGAAAAUCCCUUCGCCACGACCACUGGUGGAAAUUCUUGAGCGUGCCCAGAAGUCAAUCAAACUGCCAUCGCCCCGUCGCAAAGCCUUCAAAUCGAUGGACCAGGCGUGCGAAUCCGAAGCGCCCACACCUUCCCAAAUGAUGCAGCAGCAGCAGCAGCAACAACAGCAGCAGCAGACAGGGCAAGCCGCGACGUCGGCCGCUACCAACGCCACAUCUGGGAGCGGCGGAAGCACGGGAGCAAUUGCACGGACUGGCCCGCGAAAGAUUUCCGCCUUCCAGCAGAUUCUCCAAAAUCAACGACUGCAAAAGCGUGACUCCAAGAGUUUGGACAUCGUGGCCUCGAAGCUGAUGGAGGAGAAGUACGGUGGCUAUGCGGAGGCCGACGAGGACAAAUCCAAAUCACUGGAUGAUGGCAUCUUUUGCGGGGACAAGAACAGCGACGACAACAGCAGUGACGAACAUAUCAACCUGAUUGAUAGGAAGCACAAGACGCAUCUGGGCGAGCAGGAGAUUCAAAACGCCGUGGAAGCUGCUGCGGUUUUGUUCAAGAAGGUGGUACUCCAACGGCGCGAAGAGAAGCGUACCAAAGACGAAGGUGACUAUUGUGUCAGUCCACGCUACCAUCAUCCGCUGCCACUGCUGUAUCAGAAUAGCCCAGGGGCAACUCGAAAACAACUGCCAUAUGAUGAUCCAACGGCUGGUUCAUCAUCCUCCGAACCGGACAAUAGCAGCAACCUUGGCAAGUUGCCUUUCGCCGAUUGUGACGACUACCGGCUGGUGUUCAUUAGUUCAGAUUCAUCCAGCAAAGAGGAGGAAUGUGACAGCAGCUCGACAACAUCUUCCGCCUAUACAAGGCACAGCAUUGCCCUGGAUGAGUGUGACUGGGAUUACUUCGAGCCGGGAAUAAGCACAACCACGAAAACGCUGCUAUACGAUAUCACAACGAAUACUCCACCGCACCACAAUCGCACUCCCCGGAAAAGGUCCCUUCUUCAGUCAUCUCCUCUCACCUCGCCAAUGCUGUACCGAAGACAGCGCAGCGGCUCCUACUCAACCAAUCCGACUGCCUACGACACCGGGACAGAUGACGAAUUCUUAACCCACACCGAGUCUUCAUCCUCACCUACAAGAAGUGAAGGAUUUCUGGAGAACUUUGAAGAGUAUCGUAAUUUGGAGCGAUUUAAAGUUGGCACCUGCAAAUGCGACUGUGGGUUCAAAACACACUUUGUACCGAUUCCGGUUCCUGUUCCAAUUCCGGUGCCUGUUGCCACAUUCCAAAACUGGUCCCAGAAGCAAAGCCACGACCAGUUGAUGGACAGCAUGCUGAAGGAACAGUCCCAAACCGAACUCAUCAAACAGCUCUGGCGGAAUUGUACCGGCGGUGAGGGAGCCCUCUUCGAAUUCAAGCCCACCAAUAACGGGAACUGCAUGCAUUCGUCUUCAUGCUGCCAGCAUCAGCAAAAGGGAACUGAAAAACCUAAAAUUACCACCACCGCUUGCCAGCAGGAAAUAGACUCCAAGAAGGGUUCUGAGGCGGCGGCGGCGGCGGAACAAUCGUCACUUAAUCACGAUGGGGAAUCUUUCGAGCGAAAUGAAACCUACGAAAGUGGUGGCGGCAGCGAUAGGGCUAAAAAAAUACAACACGGUAAUGGAAAUAGUAAUAAUACCAUCGGUGAUGCGAGUAGUUGUGCUAGUGGUGCUCUUAAUAACGAAAAGUUGUUUCAAUCGUCACUUAAUCACGAUGGGGAAUCUUUCGAGCGAAAUGAAACCUACGAAAGUGGUGGCGGCAGCGAUAGGGCUAAAAAAAUACAACACGGUAAUGGAAAUAGUAAUAAUACCAUCGGUGAUGCGAGUAGUUGUGCUAGUGGUGCUCUUAAUAACGAAAAGUUGUUUCGCAACGAUUCCUCUGGCAGCAGCAGCAGCAACGGUACGAGUAAAAGUGAAGCUGAUCCAUUGGCUAGUACUAAACUGGCCGUUGCUGUCAGCGCUGGUCUUCACCAUCGUGCUCCAGUCCCACCACCAUCUGGUAGCGAUUUAGUCGUACAACAAGGGGGAAAAGAUAAAGAAUUACCAACAGCCACGAUUGGGACGAGCGGAGGCCAUCACACCAAGGCAUCACAACAGGGACAGAAUAAUUUUAGCGACAACAGCAGCAGUAGUGGCGAAGAGAACUCAUGUGAAAAGCCUAAAAUUAACAAAAGAAUCCCUAUAGUGCACCAUCGCCGCAGUCACGAAGCCAUUAAAAGUGAACAACCACUUGUGAGCGUGCAAGUGCAAAAACCUGUACCGAAACAGCGUGGUGUGAGUGAAUCAGUGGUAAUAACUGUACAACAACGGUGCGAAAAAGAAAAACAACAACAACUGCAGCAAAAAAGUGAGCAAAACAACGAAAACGAAGAAGAGUUAGUGAACAACCGGACACAAUCGACGGACGAUGGAAGUAAUGUAACAGCGUUACCACUACCGUGUAAUACGUACAAUGACACCGUUAAUAGUGUAAAUUCAUGCAAUCACGAGCCGAUGAUAUUGGUGAGAGUGUCGUUGGAUGGUGGAAAAAGGGAAAACUAUGCUGCGGGAACAAAAAACACGACUGGCGACACGAAUCGCGAGCAAAACAUUGACAACGAGGUGACGUGUGGUGAUAGUACUUAUCAGUCUGCAGAUAGCGACAGCAUGAUAACUAUCGGAAAGGCGAAUGAUGCGGCGGAUUCACCUGCGGUCCCAGUAGCAGCAGCAUCACCACCAGUUGGGGAGGCUAGUGAUUUGAAGGGUUAUUUGUUGUCCGAGAGUUGUUUCAGUUCAUCGCAAUCAUCGUUGGCCAGUAGUGGCGAGGACUGUGAAACGAUCGACAGCAACAAACUGUCGCGAUCAGUGCAACGUAACUACGACGUUACGAGUGAUGAACCCGUUAAAGUGAAAGGUCUUGCAGUGAGUAGUGAAAAUACGGAUUCGUCCACGUCGUACAGUUCUUCAGAGGAUACCGACACGGACGACACCGGAACCAUUGCCGACCGUAGACCCAAAUCGAAGAAAUUUUGUCAAGUGAUGGUGGUGAACACAGAUUCCGACAUUGAAUCAAGUGACUCCGAUGUGUUCAGCAGUACUUCAUCCAACUAUUUACCGCUUAGCGAUUUAAACGUUCCCUCGAAAUCGCCCAGCCAUAUCGAGGAUAGUGAUAUCAUCUUGAAGCGCAUUCGGCUGGUUACCACCCCAGAGAAUGACGAAAAACAAAGUGAAAGUGAAGAUUUCAAGGAUUGGAUUUCAGGUGAAGGCCAACUAGAACCACACCAGAACCCGGCGACGAACGCUGCAGCAGCACCAACAACAACAGCGUAUGUUGAUCAAAAAAUAAAGUCAGUAGGUUCAAGUACAAAUGAAUUUUCCGAAAACACUGCCACAAGUGCCACCACUAUCUCAGCCGAGAAUAAAUCUCCCACGCCAACAUGCAACGAAAGUUCCGAUAGUGUGUGUGAUCCCAACAUAGAGCGAGACAGCUUAUCCGAGGAAAACAUAAAAUCGUCCGUACAGGUAACAGACCACCACUGCCACUAUGAACAAGAGGAAACAGCGAUAUGCGAUAUGGACACCACUACCAUCGAGGACCACCGAACCGAAGGUGGCGAAGGUAAUAAUGCAAGUAAAAAUAAACACAAUGCUCCACUGUGUGAAGGUGAGCCGUGGCAAAGCACAGCAAAAGAAACACCGUCGCCACCACCACCAUCACCACGACCACCAGCAGCCCCGGUGGUGUCUACCGUGCGCGAUCACCUCGUAAACACGAAACUAGCCUCAGUAGUAAACGAACGAUCGUCCAUCGCGGAUGUAAAUAACUCACAUGUAGCAGCGACCAAUGCUGCUAGCAAUCGGUAUAAGAGUUUAGUUUUGAUUGGCCCGGACAGUGGCACGAUUUCAAUGGCAGCCGAAUCGUCAACGUCAACUGUGUCCACCGAGCAACAACCACAACAACAACAACACCAACAACAGCAACGGAACGAGGACUUUCCUCACGUGAGUAUCGUCACGAGUCGUACCACACGGAUCGUGAGCUGUAGUGACGAUGAUGAACAACAGCACCUCCUCCAGCCUCCUUCCACCUCGGUGACUGUGAAGCACACCAAUUGGAUUGCGAGGAGAAUGCACGAGGAGGAGGAGCACGAGACGGACGACUAUGGCGAUGACGCUGGGCUGCUAGUAGACGACGAACCCGAUGAUCGCUCACUCGAUCGAGGUCUGGCGGGUUACUUUAAUUUCUCGUUGGAGCAGGCGUCCCCCCAAACCAACAGACGACCCGUGAAAAUCACAACGAACGAAAGUGCAAUAAUAGGUAGUGUAGCGGACAGUAACGAAGAUGCGUGCGUUAUUAGUGAUUUGGUGGACAAAAAGAAAAAUGAGGAUCACGGUUUAGACACCGCGAUCACUGCUAGUGAAAGUGGUUCAAUAUGUAAAUCCAGCGCUACGACAACAACAGUGACCGAAUGUGAUGGCAGUGGAAGAAAUAGUGGAAGCAGCAGUGGUGGAAGUUUGAAUAACAGCAGCAAGGAUGAAGAUGUGACAGUGGUGACAGGUGCAAACACAUUGUCGGCGGUUAUUUGUUUAGAAGACGGAUUAGCGGAUGACGAUUCGUGGGUGGAGGAAGUGAGCCAGGAUGAUGAGGAGUUUGCGACAACGACAGCUACAGAGUCCGACAUUGAUGACUCGGGUGAAGAGCUUUCAUUGGGCGCCGAUCGAGAGGAGGAAUUGCGGGGCUACAAUCGGACGGCAAUCGAUUUCACACUUCACACAAUUGUGGAGGAGAGCUGUGAAGACAGCGAAGCAGAAUCCCAUCGCACGUCAGAAUCCAAACGGAGAAAUCGCAUAUCCGCCUCGGAGCUUGAGAAAUACUUUUUCUACGGGCUGGGAGAUGGUGCCGUGGGAUCUAUCUCGCAAAACAUUCGAGACGACAGUAUAUCCGAGAGCAGUUCGGUUUGCAGCGAGGGUCUGGACUCGCUCGGUGGACCAGAAGAAUCGACCGGCACAUCAACCGAAUCGGCUGAUCUGGCAUCGUCUCGGCUGGAGAAAUACUUCCUAACGGGAUUCAUGGGAUUCACUUCGGAGCGCAACGAAUCCGAUGGCAGUGGCAGUGUGGGCAGUGAUAGCGAAGGCCAUCCGAGUCCGGAGCAACGACGAAAACGGCUUGUCAGAGCAAGGGGUGCGGGCCGUUCACAAAGUUCCUCGCUCGAUAAUCUACUGGCGAAAGAUUCCGAACUCGAGCAGCAAUCAGGCGAUUGUGGACACGAGUGUCCCGAUUCGUCGGAAACGGACACCUGCGAUGAAUCCAUCAACCAGAUGGACAAAAACGAUAGCUUGUAUGACACGGCAAAGCGGAAGAAAAAAUUCUCCAAAAAGUCCGAGAGUGAUGAGUCGAAAAAGCACACGGAAAUGGCGCAGCUCUCGCUGCCGCACAAAUCCGACAAAGACAGUUCUGAGGAGGAGAAUCGCAAAACACCCCAACCGGAACUUCAGCUGCCACUCACGAAUCCAUUGUCGGAGAGCAAAAAGCAAAACAGCCGUGACAGUGGAUUUAUCGGAAGCAACGAUGACUUGCUGAAAGAUGGCGAAGCCGUCCGAUCUCCAGAGCUGAAACCAGAACUAGAGGAAAUACAGGAGGAAAACAAAAUUGAUCUCAAACCAGAAAACAGUUCCUACAAAACGCCUGCCAGCGGGGGUCCCCCGCCGCCCUCGAAUCUGGUACGAAAGGAUAGUUUUAACAAUUGGAGUUCUGACGAGGAGACCAAUCUAAUGAUGUCCAAAAUGAGACAAUUCUUCAAGACGCUCGUGGCUGCUUCAGCGAACAGUAGAGCAGCCUCUCGCAAUUCCACCCCAACGGUUAGCGAACCGAACACUCCGAAGCAUGGAACUCCGGUGCCAAAAAGCCGAAAUCGGAAUAAACCCCCGCAGCUGGUGUAUUUCGAGAAUGAGCUAACCAGGCUAAUGAAAACCGUCCCGGGGAUACGGGACGAACAGGUUAGGGAGAUUGUCGAAUAUUUGAGUAGUGAGGACACAUGGUCAGAUUCGUACGAUUCAUCCGAUUACACUAGUUCAGAUUUGGAGGGUGCAGUCUCCCAGAAAUCGGCCCUUCAGCAACAGAUUUCAGCUAGCUGUCAGCAGAUUAUCAAUAAGUUCGACACGCUGGAGAAGGACGAGGAAGGUGACAUGGGCGAUGGAGGCCUGAUUGAGGAACCCCACACUCUGAACAAGGAAACCGCCUUCGUGUAUCAGCGACUGGUGGCGUCGCUAACAAAAAUGACGAAAGACGAGGAAAAACCGGUUAACGCGACCACCAGUUCCCCGCCUCUGAUUGCCAAAGUGAUGCACCAUAUCGGAAGUCGGUUGGUGGCACUGAUGCAUGAAGUAAGCAGCGGAGAGUCCCAUGCAAGCACCUCGCCCAAAUCCACCAGUAUGCGAUAUCAACAGCGGAAGGGACAGCCAAACAUUUCGGCCACAACCACCGAAGAUGAUGACAGCGCUUCCGAAAGUAACAUGGAGAAGAAUGAGGAUUUGGGAUACAUGCUUCCUAGGAGUAAAAGCCACGAUUUGCUUUUGGGUGAUGCCAGAUCGCAUCACCAUAAUCAGUCUUCCGCAAGUGGUGAAAUUGUUGGAGAAGAAAAAGAAGCGAGCGAUUAUGAAAGAUUUUCCUGGCGGGGAAGCUUUGAGUCUGCCCUGCUGGCAAAUGGUGAUUCUCGCUCGAAGCUCUCAAUGUUGGAUAAUUCCUCCUCCUCGAUAUCGGUUCUGGCUGCCAAACGACGAUCGGCUGGCGAUCUUCUGUUCAAUAACCAGAAUCUUAGCCGGGAACAGUUGGAUCGUGUCCGAAGUUGUGGCAGUAUAGGUGGCGAACGAGAAGAUUUCGAGUCCUCUCCGUUGUGGGGAUCCUCACCGAGUCAAAAGGUCAGCCGUAGAAGAUCCAGUGUCGUAGACGAUACGGACUCGGACGAUUCUUCGCGUAACGACAAUCGUCUCGCUUCACGCUCCACAUUGCCCCGCAGUCUGCAGAAUGCAACGACCGCUGUGAACACCAAUUCUCUGCCUCGCCUCCCAACGUCGAACAUUCAAACCAUUAUGCAAUCGGCUCCGUCCACAUCCGCGUCAACGUCUUCCGUGAUGCAAAAAUCGCAAAGUGUCUAUCACUUCCUGCAGAACAACGUGAAAAGCGCUCGCUACCGUGCCCCAGGAUUCAACCAUAGGCCUCCGCCGACAAGCACACCGAAACGUGCCGUAUCGGCACCCGGUCUGCAGCAGCCUCUGUACCCACGUCGAGAACGACGCAGGGUUCAGAGCAAUCUUUGCGAGGAAGUCGGCACGCUAGAGACGGGCAGCUCGCCCCUGAUCGGUGACAAUGGAACCACUACGGGUGGCGGCAGCUAUCAGGAGCUGGCCGGCAGUAGUGGAAGUGGCGCGGCACCGGGCAGUGCCCGUCGCAGCAUAGCGACCAGUCCGAUUGGGUCGACCACGUCGGAACACUGGCCGUCACAGUCGGACGAGGACAUCGAUCGGCUGGUGGCGUUGCACCAGAAUCGAGCCUCGCUCAGCUCGCUAGGACUGCGAUCCGAUUCGAUGGCCUCGGUUUACUCGGGAGCGGGCGAGGGUCGCUACGGUACUGUUACGGUUCGCGGACAAAUCGAAUUCGGUAUGCAGUACAACUACAAGCAGGGCGCGCUGGAAAUUCACGUGAAACAGUGCAAGGAGCUGGCAGCGGUGGACGCCAAGCGGAAUCGUAGCGAUCCGUAUGUUAAGGUGUAUCUUCUACCAGACAAAUCGAAAAGCGGGAAACGAAAGACCAAAGUGAAGAAACACACUUUGAACCCGGUGUUCGACGAAGUGCUGAGAUUUCACAUGUCGCUUAGCGGUUUACAGACGAGGACUAUCUGGAUGACGGUUUGGCAUUCUGAUAUGUUCGGUAGGAACGAUUUCCUCGGUGAAGUGAUGAUGGGGCUACAGGAUAAAGUAUUUGACAAUCCUGCCCCACAGUGGUAUCAACUGCAGGAAAGAAGUGAACCCUUCGACGAUUUGUCCGCGUAUAGAGGCGAUAUCAUCAUCGGACUCAAAUACAUUCCGCCAGAAUCGGAUGGUGGCACCCCUCAGCACCAUCACAACGGCGGUGGCAGCAGUAGCGGAACUCUGAAUCUACGUAAGUUUAGCACUAAAUCAAUCACAUCAACUUCGUCCGGCUCGUCCGGCCAUAGUAAGGGCGCACUGCACGUACUGGUGAAGGAGGCAAAGAAUCUACAACCCGUUAAGGCUAAUGGAACCUGUGAUGCAUUUUGUAAGAGCUAUCUUCUUCCGGAUAAGAAUCGUAGCUCGAAACAGAAAACCCCAGUGGUGAAACGUUCCAAUUCACCCAUUUGGAACUACACGUUUAUUUACGAGGAUGUAUCCCUAGCGGAGUUAUCCGAGCGAGCCUUGGAACUUACGAUUUGGGAUCACGAUCGACUAGCGAGUAACGAAUUCCUCGGCGGAGUUCGAUUUUCCCUUGGAACAGCUCCCUUCACAGGCAAACAUGGCAGCAAGACGGUUGACUGGAUGGAUUCUACCGGCAAGGAGUUGUCCCUCUGGCAAAACAUGAUCAAUAGACCAAAUUUCUGGGUCGAAGGCGCACUCGUUCUUCGGUCCUCGCUGGACAACGCAAAAUUCACGUCAUAAUUUUGCGAAUCCCCCGUAGAACUAUAUUUUGGAGAAAUCGUGUAGUAGUCGAUUCUUCCAUACCAUAUUCUCCUGUCCUCCGAGUGAAAAAUACACUAAGAGAGAGGCAGAAAAAAAAUCAUUCCAAUUUGUGAUGUUGCUUUACAACAACAACCUAUUCAUAGAUAUAAUCCAAUAUUUUAAGGAGUAAGUGACGCGACACGACAUGAGAGAGAGCAAGGAACAUGUUUCGAUUACCUAACCUUAUGAACGACAAUGAUGCUUAAUGAUGAUCGGUGUUCAGAUAAGAAGUACUAUUGGAGGUAUACCUUUUUACGAUUGAGUAAGUUUUUAUAUCCUUUUAUUUUCUCGACACUAUAUCGUAAGAAAUGUUGGUCUUUGGAAGGGAAAACUAAUUUGUCGGUGACUAAAAAAAAAGGGAAACUCCUUUUGUGUGUAAAUAGGAUACGUAUACACUUUGCAGUCAAGUAUUAUUUAUGCAAGACGCAGACAAAAAACGCGUGAGAAAUUAUUCUGCUCCCUCCAUUUACUCUAGCGGAUGUUAAAAGAUUGUAUUUCCAACGUCAACUAAUGUUCAGCAUUUUUUCUAUCUCUAUAAUCAAUCAGAAAAUCAAAGUUGUGAACUCUUCCGAAUAUGUACAUAUUUAUACACACAUAAUCUUAACAACAAACAAACCACAAAAAAAACUGUUUCCUAAUGCUGUGAAUCUUUAACCAAUACUUGCUGAAGGCAGAAACACAAAUAUUGUUUCGCUGUGCGUGCUUUGCGCGUGCAUUGAACACGAUGGACUUAUCUAGGAUUUUCUCGCUACGAAUUACUAGGAAAGGGGUAAAGGCGGUCACGCACUGUCAAACAGUAGCGGAUUUCGUUGCAAUAUAUAAAUACAUACUGAUCAAAAGCAAGCAACAACAAAAAAAAACUAGAGAUUUAUUUUUAUCGAACCAAGAAGAGAAAAGACAAAUCUUUAGAAUCACUUUCUAUUUAGCACUGAGAAUUUAACAAGCCGAGCGAAAAGGACUGAUCGUGUGGAGAACCGUAGUUAGAAAGCUGAGAGACAAUUCUAAACCCUUACUAGCAGCAGCGAAACAGGCGUGUGUGGUGUUUUCGGGAUAGGAUCUUACAAACAUUGACGUAAAAUAUUUAUGGCGAGAGCGAAUCGAUAUUGAUGAUAAAAGAAACCACAACUCUUAUGAACAAAACUUAGUGAAAGCAAAAUAUUAAUGAACCUAGUAACAAACAUACAUUUGAUUAGCGCUUUGAAUUCGGGUGUUUCGUUUCAGUAGACAAGUUAAACAGUUUUCGAUGAAUAAUUGACAGAAACAUAAUCACAUAAACAAAACUAAUUGUAGCGGUAGUGUAUUGGCAAUUGUUUAUGAGCAGAUUAGUAAGUUAAACAUACAAAUCUCUAGCAGUAGUACUGUUCUGUGCAAAAUCUUCUUUGAAUUUAUUAUAGAAGCCAAACAGCGAGAAUUUAUUUUCUACGUUCUUUCUUAGAAUCAAACAGUACUAAGGCUUCUGAAAUUGUUAUUCCGAGGAAAUGUAGUGAAAUUAUCAUUAUACUUGCAGUAGAAAGUUGUAGAUAUUCCAGGUUCUUCGGUUCUCCCCUGAUUCUGUUCACGUGAUUAAAUCGAAAACAUGUAUGCGCCCGAUGAAAAUUAACAAACAAAAAAAUCAUUGCCAAGAUCUCUAAAAAGUUUUCUAAAAGCUUUCUUUUAGUUUCUUUCAGCUUUUUUGAUGUUUGUAUCCACCUAACGUGUGCAGUUUUUUUCUAAGGCAACCAAUAUACCGUAAACUGAUUUUGCAUAUUUACAAUCUGUUGACUAUUAUUAUUCUACUUAAUGAUCACUCUCGUGAUGAAUAACAAAGCAACACUAGGGCCAAAUUUAAGCUCACUUAAUGAUACAAUCGAGAGAGCGAAAGAAAACAAAAGCAUCUGCAAGCUAUAACACAAAUGCUCAAUUAUAUAAUUUAUAAUGAAUGAUAACAAACGAUGCAUGCAAUUCUAAUCCUGAAUGAGGAAAACAUUUCAUACUUUUCAUACCAGUUAGUCACAUUUCCAGAUUCUGUACAAUCACCACAUGCGAACAAUCGAACAUUGAAACAAAACAAAACACUAUAUUCUUAUGCUAGCUAGAACGGAAGAGCAUGUUACGCGAAGCAAAAGUCAUCAAUCAUUAAGCUUAAAUAAAAAAAAAACAUGAAAUUCAUCUCGACCAAUCGACACGAACUCCAUUUGAAAAAAAUAUAUAGACACGACAUCGACUAUUGGAAAAAAUAACAAAUUGUCGAAAAAAGAAACUAGUGUUGAACAAUAAAACUUAUUUAUCAAUAA